Macrobrachium nipponense is the source of this 861-nucleotide messenger RNA. RefSeq names its product eukaryotic translation initiation factor 3 subunit F-like. Gene Ontology annotation, biological process: translational initiation. Gene Ontology annotation, molecular function: translation initiation factor binding; metallopeptidase activity; translation initiation factor activity. Bases 1 to 762 code for a protein of 253 amino acids. The record is from RefSeq and is a predicted model, not a curated record. The transcript is spliced from 6 exons. Gene Ontology annotation, cellular component: eukaryotic translation initiation factor 3 complex, eIF3m. NCBI's taxonomy places the organism in Eukaryota, Metazoa, Arthropoda, Malacostraca, Decapoda, Palaemonidae.
AUGUCGAGACCAUUUUUAGUGAGUGGCAUGGCAUUGCAGAAGGAAACACAGGAUGUUUUCCUACUGUCUCUUCACCUUUUCAGUAAGCUGUUGAGUUUGGAGAGCCAGUGGGUUGCUGUGGAACUGGACUUUGCAAAAGACAUGUAUGAGCUCCAUCGUAAGGUUAACCCUAAUGAGGUGAUUGUAGGUUGGUGGGCAACUGGCCAUGAGAUCACUGAUCAUUCUCUGCUCAUUCAUGACUAUUACUCACGUGUCACUAACAAUCCCAUACAUCUCACUGUGGAUACAACACUUCAUGGAGGGAGAAUGAAUAUCAAGGGUUAUGUUAGUGCUAGCAUGGGAGUGCCAGGACGUACCCCAGGAACCAUGUUUGCUCCUAUUCCUGUUGAAGUAAUAUCUUAUUCACCUGAGAUUGUUGGCACUAAUGUAACACAGAAGAGUAAAUACAACAGACAGCGUUUGGUUGAACCCACAACGGAUCUUAAUCAGAUUUCUGAAGCAACUCAAAGCAUGGAGGCUACCCUUGAUAUCCUUAUUUCCUAUGUUGAAGAUGUGCUCAGUACAAAAGUAUCAGCCGAUAACUAUAUUGGACGUGAACUUACUAGAAUGGUUAAUCAAGUUCCCAAGAUGUCGGCACAUGAUUUUGAAGAGAUGUUGAACACCAACAUGAAGGAUCUACUUAUGGUAAUUUACCUGUCUCAACUUACCAAGGUGAAUGUUGGACUAAAUGAAAAAUUAACAAUGUUGGUGGCUACGCAGUAGAGGGGUUGCUGAUGUACCAAUAGCAAGAUGAAUGUAUUUGCAGCACUCUGCAACAUUACUGUAUCCCAGGAAAGGGCAAAAUAUAAUGUAACUUGAGAA